AUGAAAGUCGAUGAGAGGAAAAGUCCCUUACCUGAACCCUUGAGUUCAGGUAGUACCAGUCCUCGCAUAUUAAGACCUUUCAAGCCAAGAUCGUCCUCGAUAAAUUCUCAAACUUCCAACAAUUCCCAUAAUCGGUCACUUAGUAUAGCGUCCAUGGAGAGUCCACGAAACUCCAUAGUUUCAAUCGAUGAGUUCAGAUUACCCACCAGAAAUAACAGUACCACCAGUUUAAGUGAACUCAACAUCAAGCCCAAAGAUAAAGACAGACUUAUAAAUACACGGUUGAAGAAUAAUAUCAAUACCACGGUGCUAUUCAGUGAUGAAGAUUCUGAGACUGAAAGACCUGCUCGAAGACGAUCUAAAUCCAAUUCAUUCUUGAAGAAAGAUUUCAAAAUCAAAUUCAGUGAACAGUUGAAGAAGUCUAACUUAUCACCUAUCACGUUGCCAAGUUUGGAGUUCAAAGUACAAAAUCUGAGCCCAGAAUCCACCACAAGCCCCAAUCAGUCAAUCCCCAGUCCUCAGGCGACAUUUAGUCCCACCAAUUUCGAAACUCCUUCACCGUUGUCUUUGAACUUGGGAGAUUUACCUAAGAAAGUCAUCGAACAGAAUAGAGAGAACUUCAAACGGAAAUCUACUAAAGGUGGUUAUUCAUUGAAGAAGAAUUUAUUGUUCUCAAAAGAAGUACGGAUGGAGUUAACAGGAGAAGACUUUAAGCUGAAGUUUGUUAAAGAACCUAAGACAAGUUCCUCUUCAGAUAACGGUGAUUCUGGAGAUAACGGUGGAGAUAAGACUAUAAAGACGGACACUUCAGAGAAAGAAGAGAAGAAGGACACAGAUAAUGAGAAAGAGGAAAAGAAAGGACCUAUCUUAUCGACACUCCAACAACAGAACUUGAUCAACCAAAUGAAUAGGAAAUGGAGUAAAACUAAGUUUGUGGACUUUGAAAAACCCAAGUUGAAACGAAGGUACAGUUCAUCGGAUGAUGAUUUUUAA
Molecule: messenger RNA, 993 nt
Organism: Yamadazyma jaroonii
Lineage: Eukaryota; Fungi; Ascomycota; Pichiomycetes; Serinales; Debaryomycetaceae
Source: the annotation of a GenBank genome assembly